AUGUCAACUGAUUCGCUCGAACAGCGACUCUACGAUCUCCUACAGCCUUACCGCGAGGAGUGCUACAAGAAAGCCCCCAAUACCGCACCGGCAGUAGAAGAAGAACGCCUGCUUCUCAUACUUUGUGAGAACAUAUCAUUCAUCAUCCGCCAUAACCAGUCUUCGUAUGGCAAAAUCAUCGUUCCAAUCGAUAUCUCUGUCGGCUCUCGCAACUGGUCCACUAUGAUCAAAGGUGGCGGUGGAAUAGCUGGGAUGGGAAUCUUCGUCAAUGGGAACGGGUAUACACACACUGUUAUGCGCUGCUGGGCGAGGAAGGAAGACGGGAAAAGCGUAAUCGAGAUUCUGACGGAGGAAUGUGACAGGGCGCUGGCGAACUUCUUUCCCGAAGUGAAGGUGGAACCACACUGA
Alternaria viburni is the source of this 408-nucleotide messenger RNA. RefSeq lists its product as uncharacterized. The transcript has 2 exons. The record is from RefSeq and is a predicted model, not a curated record. Bases 1 to 408 code for a protein of 135 amino acids. NCBI's taxonomy places the organism in Eukaryota, Fungi, Ascomycota, Dothideomycetes, Pleosporales, Pleosporaceae.